AUGAGAUGUACUCGAAAAACGUCGCAUCCGGCCAUCUGCCAGUCUGCAAGCCAAGCUCUCAACAGAAGACCGACUGCUGAGAAAAGAGCUCAAGCAAAGAAGAGUCUCAUACAGAAAUACAAUCUUGAACAUGGAUACGAUGAACAUUUACACCACUCCGAGGACCGAAGAAGGAGCAUUAGCCUUGGACCGGACCAAUGGCGUGAUCAGAUUACAGGAUCGGCGGAAAAACAGAAAAAGGAUGGUGCUUUCCAAAAAAUGAAGAGAAAGUUCAGUAAAUGGAAAUUGUCGGGACGUACGGAGUAA
This is a messenger RNA of Ostertagia ostertagi, 306 nucleotides long. NCBI's taxonomy places the organism in Eukaryota, Metazoa, Nematoda, Chromadorea, Rhabditida, Trichostrongylidae. The record is from the annotation of a GenBank genome assembly.